Molecule: messenger RNA, 1798 nt
Organism: Caenorhabditis sp. 36 PRJEB53466
Lineage: Eukaryota; Metazoa; Nematoda; Chromadorea; Rhabditida; Rhabditidae
Source: the annotation of a GenBank genome assembly
AUGGAUAAGGUCGAGCAAUUGAAUUUAAAUCUGCAAAACAUUCUCGCUGAUGUCGACAUCGAUCCGGAUACGGAGAGUUCAUCGGAAGACGAAACGGAGGAAAAGAUGACGCAGAAAGGUAAACGACUUUUACAAACGAUUUCACAAUCAUUUUUAUAGCAGAAGUCGUGGACACGGGAAGUUUCGAAGAGCAAGAAGACACUGAAACAGACUACGAUGACGACGAUAUGGUCGAGUUCGCAGAAGCCACUGGAGGUACGGAAGUGAGAAACUGAUGUGGAAUUAAUCAAAAAUAUUACAGACUUCACGAAAAAGCUGAAUGCAGCUCGUCUAAAUGCAGUUGGACCGAAUGCUCGCAAUCGAUUGACUCGUGAGUUUGUGUUCAUGAAUAUUGGUGCUUGUGUAUAAUCAUUGUGUGGGCAUCGAAUGAAUCGGUUAUUAUGUUCGUUGGUUGCCAACAACUACUGUUUGCAGUUGACGUGGAACGCCACGCAGACAGCAGUGAGGACCGGAAGCGAAAGAGAGUGAAGGAUCGUGCGGACCGUGCGACCGUCGAGCAGGUGCUCGAUCCGAGGACACGUCUCGUGCUCUUCCGACUGCUGCAACGUGGAACUCUUUUGAAUAUCGACGGAUGCAUUUCCACUGGAAAAGAAGCGAACGUAUAUCAUGCAACGGGAACGGACAACGAUUUGGCAGUGAAAAUUUACAAAACCAGUAUUCUGACAUUCAAGGAUCGAGAGAGAUAUGUUACCGGAGAAUUCAGGCAAGCUAACGUACUUUUCGUAUUUUCGAAUUUAAGUUUUUCCAGGUACCGCCACGGUUACUGCAAAUCGAAUCCGAGAAAAAUGGUUGCGGUGUGGGCAGAGAAGGAAAUGAGAAAUCUGGCAAGAAUGCACGAAGUCGGGCUCCCCGUUCCGAAGCCACAUUUGCUCAAGGGCCACGUCCUCGUUAUGGACUUCCUUGGAAAAGACGGAUGGCCAGCUCCACUUCUGAAGAACGCCAAUUUAAACGGAGAGGAAGCAGAGCCGAUGUACGUCGGAUUGGUGCGUGACAUGCGAAGACUUUACCGAGAAUGCCGACUGGUGCACGCCGAUUUGAGUGAAUUCAACAUGUUGGUUCAUGACGGAAAGCUCUGGAUUAUCGACGUGUCGCAGUCUGUGGAGCAGGAUCACCCGCAUGCUUUAGAGUUCUUGCGAAUGGAUUGCAACAAUGUGAACAAAUUCUUCAGGUUUGUUUUUUUUUGGCAAAAACGGUAUUUCUAAACUGAAAAAUGUUUAGAGAACUCGGCGUUGCAGUUCUGUCCGUUCGUCGGCUGUUCGAAGUGAUUGUGGAUCCAUUGAUGAACAGCAAAGAAAUGGAAACAAUAAUCGAAACUGAAAGAGUUCUCAUCCAUUCAGAAGACGACGCUCUCUUCAUGAACGCCUUCAUUCCCCACAAAUUGGAGCAUGUUCUUCAUUUUGAGCGCGACGGAAAGAUGGCGAAAGAAGGAGUCGAAGCCAACAAUCCUUUCCAGAAUAUCGUUUCGAAAAUCGAUUUGAAAGGUGAUGGAUUCGGAGAAACUGGGAGUGGCGAUGAAGAGGAGAACGAGAAGAAGUUGAGGAAGAAGAGAGCGGAGCCGACGGAGGAAGAAAUUGAAGAAAAGGAACGGAUGAUCGCCAUGCAUACAAGGAAUCGAGAUGAGACGGCGGAAGAGAGGAAGCAGAGGAAGGCGGCAGUGAAAGAGGAAAAACGGGAGCAGCGGAAGGAGAAGGUCCCGAAGCACGUAAAGAAACGCGCUCAUCGGCAGCACAUGAAGUAA